CAGCUGUGGCACUGUCAAAACCUGACGACGGCUGAUGUGUGUGCGUAGCUGCUGCAUAUUAUUUACUCAUCGCUUGCGAGAAGUUUGGACACGGAUUGAAAUUUAGGGAAAAUCUUUGUCCCCACCGCACCAGCAGGACAAUCCAAACCAGGAGGAGAAGCAAGUGUAGCACAGGAUUGAUGACAACAACCCGUUCGCCAUGGGAAUGAACGUGAGCAGACAUGACGAUUUGUCCGAGAACGAGUAUCUGAAGCGAUUUGUUGGCAAGGAGCAUAUUCCGGCGUACAACGACGAGUUCUGGAACAGUUUCCUGCAGUAUCACAUCAAUCUGCCGACAAAUAGCCAAGAACAGUUAAGUUUGGACUCAAGGCUGGAGGCUCUUUGCCAGAGCUUCAUCAGCCACAAUCUUUCGACCGGAAACUUUGGUUCCCUGAUAAAUGUAUAUCUGGUGAAGGUUUCCGAACUGUUGGCCUUAUCCGAUGCAGAGAGCACCGUUCACAUCUGGCAGGCAUUUAAUGCCCUCUUCAUAAUUCGUUGCUUGAUAAAAUACAUGAUCGAAACGGGAUCGGAGUAUCAGUUACUACAGCACUUCGAAGCAUUGCCGAUCCAGGAAAGUCAGAGACAACAGGAAGGUGGUACGACACAGGCAGGAACCAGUGGCGAAGUAGCGGUCAACAUUGAUCCCAAGGUUAUAGCCGACAAUAAGGCAGCAGUGGCCAAAUUGGUCGAUGGAACCAAGUUCGAGACGUUCCUGGAAGCAUUGGUGAACAUCAUCGUUGUGAUACCGGUUAAAGAAUUUACAUACCAUCUUCACUUGGAAGCCGUGAACUGCUUGAUUGUGUUGUUGUCAGUUAGCCAAUUUUCCCAACAGAGGACCGACAAAUCUACCAUCUUCAAGACUAUCUACAAAUGCCAACAUGCUAACACGCUGAUGAGUGCCCUGCUGCACUUUCUCAGCCGUAUGACUCAAGUUCCUUCGACAAUGUUCGGCUUCGGAACCGGGGGUUCUUUCGUAUUCGGCAUUGCUGAAUCGUUGUGGUCUAUUCUAACAUUCGCUCGAAAACAACCAGAUAUCCUAUCGACGCACGAUUUACCUUCGGCGUUCAAAGACCACUAUCCACUGGCGAAUCAGAGUUUACUGUUGAUGCUGAUCCUAACGAAUCACUACACCACCAAGGACAACCCGUACCGAGUCAGUUUGUUCGGGUGCUCCGAUUCGCAAGCAGAUUCAUCGAAAGACGACGCCGCCACGUUCAAGAUCGAUUUUUCUUCCCUGUACAACACUCUAUGCCGGAUUGUGACCAUCGACCAAGCCACACUGCUGCUGUAUCUGCUGUUGCACCGGAACCAAAGGUUCUACAAGUACGUGAUGGCCCAGCCGAAUUUACAGCAACUGGUCAUUCCGAUUCUACAAACCCUCUACAAUGCUCCAGACAGUACUUCGCAUCAUAUUUAUAUGUCUCUGAUCGUGCUACUUAUCUUAAGUGAGGAUGACAAUUUCAACAAGAGCGUUCAUCAAAUUAUCCUAAAAAACAUUACCUGGUACACGGAGCGAUCCAUCAGUGAGAUAUCGCUCGGCGGCCUACUCAUUCUCGUGGUUAUUCGUACCAUUCAGUACAAUAUGCUGAAAAUGCGGGACAAAUAUCUGCACACCAAUUGUCUGGCAGCACUGGCCAACAUGUCCGGCCAGUUCCGAUCGUUACACCCCUACGUAGCGCAACGAUUAGUUAGUCUUUUUGAAACCCUCGCCAAAAAGCAUGCUCGCCUAGAUCAGCAACUGAAGCAGUCAGUCAAUGGGGAAGCCGCUGUUGUCGACGUGUCUGCCUCCAUGUCAGCGCCCAGUUCCGAUGAUAUGUUACAGGAUUUGUCGGUGUUGGAAGAAGUGCUGAGGAUGGUGCUGGAAAUUCUCAACUCCUGUUUGUCACACCAGCUGGUUUACUGUCCGAAUCUGGUGUACACAUUGCUGUACAAACGCAGCGUCUUCGAGGCCUUUAGGAGUCAUUCGGCUUUUCAGGACAUUAUUCAGAACAUAGAUAUGGUUGUAGGAUUUUUCUCAUCGAGACUGGUACGAGUACAGGAUCAAAGAGGCGAGCUCGGGGUCAAUGAAGUUUUGGAGGUUAUAUCAAAGGGAGCUAGUCAAUGGUCUAGCGAUCGGUUAAGGAAAUUCCCAGACCUUAAGUUUAAAUACGUCGAGGAAGACGCCCCAGAGGAAUUCUUCAUUCCCUACGUGUGGUCGUUGGUAUGCAAAGCGGGCUGUGUUCAUUUUAGUUCAGAGUCGAUCAAGGGUGUAACGACGGACAUCACUUGUUAGCCGGAAUUCCUCACCAACAUGUCUCCACAACCAUACAAACUCUAUGGAAUCUUUCUUCCAUAGCUUUUACUAACUACCUACUACCAGAAAAAAAGUUUAAUUGUUCUUCGAUACAAGAAUGCAGUUUCAGUACCGCGCAAUACAUGCAAGUCAGCAAUGAUAGUGUGAAUAACGCAAUUCAUCAUUGGUCUAAUAGGAAGUGAGACACAGGUAAAUAGUAUUCAAUCAACGAUGGUGUGAACGUUGGCAUGAGUGAUGAACACAAGUGGAAAUGAGGCAAACUGUAUGAAAACUUAUAUAUUGUAGGAAACCAGUAGUUGCAUUCCUUGAAAGAAAUUAGGGGCUCAGUUGAUUAAUUUAUUGAUGUUUGUUUUCCACAAAUAAGCUCAAAAUUGUCAUAAAAACCUGUAAAUAGAACUGUUUUGGUGUCGUAGUACCCUGUCAUUGUUUUACUCUAACUGAUUGAAUUGUAAUUGCAAUAUAUGUUUGUUGACUGGAAAAUUUGAUUCGACUCUGAAUGCAAAUGUAACCUGAGCUAUUAUCAACAAGUAAAACUACUUUUAAUCGUAUUAGGUAUGCAUAUUCAUUGGAAGCAGAUCAGUAGCUAAUCAGCAACGUACAGAUUUAGAAGAGACUAAUAUAUAAAAAUUGAAAAAUCAUAAAUAGUUUUCAGUAUGAGGACCGUAACGUUGAUCGUAGAUUUGUAAAAAAAAAACAAAGUUUCAAAAUUGAGUUACUCGAACGAAAACAAGCGAAAUCAAAUAUACGAGAAAAAAAA
Aedes aegypti (yellow fever mosquito) is the source of this 3089-nucleotide messenger RNA. RefSeq names its product dymeclin. NCBI's taxonomy places the organism in Eukaryota, Metazoa, Arthropoda, Insecta, Diptera, Culicidae. Gene Ontology annotation, biological process: Golgi organization. The transcript has 11 exons. The record is from RefSeq and is a predicted model, not a curated record. The coding region runs from base 200 to 2311 and encodes 703 amino acids. Gene Ontology annotation, cellular component: Golgi apparatus.